AUGGAAGCUAUGUUUUCAUGUGGCAGAGUUGCAUUUGCAAUCAUAACAAUAUUAUGUUGCUUCACUUCCCCUGCAAUUGCAUGCCCCCUCCCUGAAAGAAAUCUUCUCCUCGAUUUCAAGGCAGCCGUUGUAGAUGAGGAUAACACGCUAACUUCCUGGCAUGGAUUCAAUUGCUGCACGUGGAUAGGAGUCAGUUGUAAUCUCCGCACAGGCCAUGUUUCUCGACUGGAUCUGAGUGGAUACAAUUUGAAAGGUAACAUCAGUUCAUCGCUGUUCCAACUUGCACGGUUGGAGCACCUCGAUCUCAGUCACAACCUCUUCAAGGGUAAAUUCAGUCCUCCCCAUAAUCGAAAGUUGAAUAGUCUCACUUUUCUUGACUUGUCAUUUGCUGGUUAUGUAAAUUAUUCCUCUCUGAGUUAUGUACGGGAAUUUUAUGUGAGUUUGGAAAGCUUAUCAAAUCUGGUGAGCUUGGAAUACCUCUCUCUUGCUGAAGUGAACAUCUCUGCAAGCAAAGAGUGGGGUGAAGCUGUUGGCAGUUUAUCCAACCUUCAACAACUCAGCAUGUCUGACUGUGGGCUUGGAGGACAAAUUCCCAAUUCCCUUCUCAACCUCACCUCUCUGCUUCAUCUCGAUCUAUCAUACAACUAUUUGUCAGCACAUAUACCAGCUUGGUUUGAAAAUGUGACUGGGCGCUUGCUCUCUCUUGAUCUCUCUUGGAAUGAGAAUCUUGGAGGAGACAUUUCUUUCAUUGGACAACGAAAGUCUUCUUUGUCACUAACCAGGAUUGUUCUUUCAGGGACAGCCAUCAAGGGCCGAAUUCCAUCUGCUAUAUGGAAUAUCUCAUGCUUGGAGCGUCUUCGUCUUUCAGGUACCAGAAUUGAAGGUGAGAUUCCAGCUUCUAUAGGGAAUUUGUUGUCCUUGCAAAGUCUUGAUCUAUCAGCUACCAGAAUUGAAGGUGAGAUUCCAGCUUCUAUAGGGAAUUUGUUGUCCUUGCAAAGUCUUGAUCUAUCAGCUACCAGAAUUGAAGGUGAGAUUCCAGCUUCUAUAGGGAAUUUGUUGUCCUUGCAAAGUCUUGAUCUAUCAGCUACCAGAAUUGAAGGUGAGAUUCCAGCUUCUAUAGGGAAUUUGUUGUCCUUGCAAAGUCUUGAUCUAUCAGCUACCAGAAUUGAAGGUGAGAUUCCAGCUUCUAUAGGGAAUUUGUUGUCCUUGGAAAGUCUUUAUCUGUCUGAUAUCUCUAUUGAAGGUGAGUUUCCUGUCUCCAUACUCAAUCUCUCUAAACUUGUUGAAUUGGACCUGUCCUACAACAUGUUAACUGGGGUAAUCCCACCUUCAUUGGACUCACUUUCUUCCCUUGUUAGUCUUGACCUUAAUGCCAACGAAUUGAACGGUACGAUUCCAUCUACAAUUUCAAAUCUUGUUAACUUAAGAAGACUUUGGCUCCACUCCAAUAGUUUAAGCGGCCUCAUUUCCCUUUCCGUAUUCGAUAAUCUCACUAGUCUUGGUAGUCUGUAUCUUUCUUACAAUCAGUUAACUGUAAACAUUGAUUCGACAUGGAUUCCGCAGUUUAAGCUUUCCGCUUUGGCAUUAGGCUCUUGCAAUUUAGAUAGAAUUCCAUCGUUUCUUGUGACCCAAUACGACUUGGAAUAA
Cryptomeria japonica (Japanese cedar) is the source of this 1647-nucleotide messenger RNA. RefSeq names its product probable LRR receptor-like serine/threonine-protein kinase IRK. Gene Ontology annotation, molecular function: protein binding. Bases 1 to 1647 code for a protein of 548 amino acids. The record is from RefSeq and is a predicted model, not a curated record. The transcript has a single exon. NCBI's taxonomy places the organism in Eukaryota, Viridiplantae, Streptophyta, Pinopsida, Cupressales, Cupressaceae.